Messenger RNA from Daldinia loculata, 1633 nucleotides. RefSeq names its product DUF1682-domain-containing protein. The record is from RefSeq and is a predicted model, not a curated record. Gene Ontology annotation, cellular component: endoplasmic reticulum. Gene Ontology annotation, biological process: endoplasmic reticulum calcium ion homeostasis. NCBI's taxonomy places the organism in Eukaryota, Fungi, Ascomycota, Sordariomycetes, Xylariales, Hypoxylaceae. Bases 104 to 1399 code for a protein of 431 amino acids. Gene Ontology annotation, molecular function: calcium ion binding. The transcript has 3 exons.
CUCGAUCCUCGAUCCUCGAUCCUCGAUCCUCGACCCUCGAUCUUCGACUCCGCCUUCUCAACUUCGCCGCGCACACCAAAAUUCUGCGACGAGUCUCGCAACCAUGGCGGACUUUUUAAAGAACUUUGUUGGAGGUAGCAAGUCUUCUGCUACUCCAGUUCCCUCCGCCGAUUCAGACUUUGCCGACUUCGCCGAUGCGCCUUCACCAGCGCCUGUAUCAUUCGAGACCGUCCCUAGUGGUGCUGGCCUCGGUGGUCCUGUGCCUACUGCUCGCCCGUAUACGAAAUGGUAUAAUAUUCACGAGCGCCAUAGUCUGAGCGAUUUCCGAGCUGAGGGUAUCAUCUUGGUCAUCAUUGCUGUCAUCUUCACCCUGCACUUCAUUGGUACGAAACUCAAUCGCGCCAAGGCGAGAGCAUGGAUCAAAGCCCACGCUCCGAUCCUCACCGGCGAAUUCGCGCUUGUCGGCUUUCGUGGAGUACCGCAGCAAUCUAACCAGGACCCUGAGAAGCUGCUAAAAGCCAAGAGCCUGUUCGAGUACGCGAGUUAUGCGACUGGCCGACAAAACGUCGCCUUCAUGGACAUCAAGUUGACCCUAAAGAAGCGCUUCAACCCCGUAAUGACCGGUUUGGAGACUGCCUUGAGUUUCUUCUUCGACAGCUUUGCUGCUCCCGAGGAUGCGGUUGAGGCUGUUAUCUACCCCUUCGACGGCAAGGAGGCUCAGAUUGUGCCCAGCCUACCAGGCGCCGCUGAGCUACGAAGCAAGGAUUCCAAGAGCUCGUUCGAUGGGUUUGUCUGGGCCAUUGUUAACAAGAACAAUAUGAAGAAGCUCCGAGAAGAUCGCUAUGACUUAUCUAUCACCUUCACCAAGGACAACGCCAAGCUGCCCAUCUGGACAACAGUCAUGAGCGAGAGCGCUGAGGUUACCCAGACGCUACUGACAGACGAACUUGCCUCGGCUAUCAAGCAAGCUGGUGAUCUGUUUGAGUACCUCAUUAUCAGCGAUCAACCCGUUGACAAGCCUACUAAGAUGGAUGAAACGAUUCCUCGCAAGCGCCUUUACCUACGGUACCGUCUUCCCUCGUCUAACAACUACGAUGAUCUUGCUCCUCUCCUAGCCUACUUCGUCCGGAUCCCCGAUCACCUAGCGUCGUCGGCCCACUUCCGACCAGAGAUCCUACGCAAGAUCAAGGUUGUCCGAGACGAGACCAUCAAGCAGAUCCAAAAGGCAGCCGAAGAGGAGAAGGCCGAGGAACGACAGGCCGAGCGCGACAAGGCAAGGAAGGCUAAGCGCGACGCCGAGCUCAAUGCCCUAGACGCUAAGGCGCAGAAGAAGUACCUCGAGAAGGAGAGGGAGAAGGAGCUACGCAAGUCAUCAAGGAAGCAGACCGUCCGCGCGUAGUACGCGCAAUCGGGUAACGCGCGAUUAGACCGGCACGACGUUGUCCUGUCCAAGUUCCCCAAGAACAGGAAAGGACAGCUGCCGUGUGGAGACGAGCAGACGUAUGUGGUAGGGUCAGAUGCUAUUCUCAUCGGCGGCUCCGAUAUUUGACGUGUAUAGGUACCUAUGUAGUAGGAAAAUGCCCGGCGUGGAACAUGUCAAGUGUACGCUAGCAAUGUCUGUUUGAAUAAAUAC